Molecule: messenger RNA, 1282 nt
Organism: Colletes gigas
Lineage: Eukaryota; Metazoa; Arthropoda; Insecta; Hymenoptera; Colletidae
Product: insulin-like growth factor-binding protein complex acid labile subunit
Exons: 1
Coding region: 66-1085 (339 amino acids)
Cellular component (GO): extracellular matrix
Molecular function (GO): protein binding
Source: RefSeq, a predicted model, not a curated record
AGUAUCUCCAAGUCCCUCAGUCGCGAUCGAAUCUCGUCGGUCCGGCGCGAAAUUCGAUUCUCGAAAUGUUGAGAUUUGCUCUGUGGUUGACGACGUUCGUCGUGUUCGCGUCGUCGACGGAGGGGCCGAUCUGCAUGGAAAACAAUGGCUACACGGUGUGCCAUAGCGAAGGUGUGCUGGUGGACGUGACGCAACAAGAGUUCGAGGACGAGCUCAAGAUACGCGAAUUGAAUCUGCUGGCCGUUCGAGAGAACGCGUUCAAAAACUUGACCACCGUAAAACUGAACUUGGACAUAGGUAACAACAUUUCCGUGGUGAAUCGAGAGUCGUUUCGCGGACUGGAGAAAUUGGAGCGGCUCGGUUUGGAGAUGAACCAGGUGGCGCUGUCGGCGAAUCUGUUCGCCGAAUUGAAACAAUUGCAAACUCUAUCUCUGAUGUGGAACAAGAUAAACGCCGUACCGAAAGAUUCGUUCGCUGGAUUGACGGAACUGAUGUGGCUGAGCCUGAGCUACAACGACAUCGAGUCGAUCGAGGAGGGAUCGUUUUCUGGAUUGUCCUCCUCUAUGGCCUUCCUAUGGUUGAACAAUAACAAAAUUACCAGCAUCGAGGCGGGCAGUUUCAGCAAUAUGCCGAAACUGACGAGUCUCCACUUGGACAAUAAUCUACUGACCGUCGUUCAACCAGGAACCUUUCGGGGAUUGCACAAACUGGACGGUCUGUUUCUCAAAGGAAACCGACUGUCCAGCGUCUCGAAAAUGGACCUGAAGGGACUGAUCGAUCUGAGGAUUCUGAAUCUCCAGCGCAACGAGAUUUCCGACAUCGAGGCCGGAGCUUUCGCGAACUUGGCUCAACUGGAACAGUUGGACCUCAAAAAGAACCAGCUGACCCGCGUCGCGUCUGGGAUGUUCGACGGAUUGAAAAGUUUAAAUAAACUCGAUAUAUCGCUAAACAAGAUCGGUACCGUGGAAACAGGUGCGUUCGAUGGUCUCCACGCGUUGAAGAAUGUAAAUCUCAUGUACAAUAAUAUCAGCAACGUCGACAAAAUAAAUUACGGAUUAUCGCCUAUGGCAAUUUUGCACACGUAACGAGGAAACCGUUAACCAUUUUUUUAAAGAUCGAUUCCUCAUGUUUUUUGCUUCGCCUUGUAGAAAGAAUGAUGUAAAGUUUCCAACAAUAAAGAAUCCAAAGAAGAGCUUGUCACCGUCCCUGUUUCCUGAUACAAAUAUCGUUCGAAGUCGCGCGACCCUUUCCGACAUUUUGUUUUCGAGGAACCGCGCCGUCG